AUGCCCGCGAAUGCCGACAAGUCCAGGCAGACCUCGGCCGGAAAAAGCUUUUUUGGGAGGAAACUGUACAAAGACAAGGCACCGGAUGAUCGUUACGAUGGGUAUGGGGGUUCCUACGACAGUCUCGCCCCGCCGGGCAGCACCGCCGGCUCUCGCUCGUCCCGCUAUUCAAAGCGCUCUUCAAUUCAGUCUGUCGACAUGACCCAUGAUAUCGAUCCCAGCAGCCUCGCGCCUACUGCCGGUGUCAUUACUACUAUCCCCUUCGAAAGUCUUCCCUCCGAUACCAGAACGCCCAUCCCCAUCGACAACAUGGCCCGACCAGAGUCCCGCCAGGAACCCUCCCCCAACCACAUCGGCAGUACCGGCGGCGACUACCAUCAAUAUCCCGUGUGGACCUCUACUUCUGCGCCAAAUGGCUCCGCGUCGCAUCCCUCCGGCCCUCGUCCGCCUCCACAUGCGUCAAACACGACGAUGACAAGUAGUACAUCCGGCGAUCGUGGGACCAGAUACCAACAAUGGGGACGGCCGGGAAGCUCGAGUGCGAGUGCCAAUAACGGCAUGGGUCAUAACUCAUCCAUCGAUUCCUCGUCAAAUUCUCGGACAUCACUCGACCAGGCCAGCUUAUAUUCUUCUCACUCUUCUAAUACCCGCGGCUCCAACUACUUCUCUACCUCUGAUGGGUCUGGUCGCACCCUCACCACGUCACAUUCAAGUGAUCGCAGUACACUUUUCCCUAGCGGAAGUGCUGGUCGAUUGUCCAAUGCACAAUCUGCCUCGCAAAAUAUUCCUGCAGCCGUGCCCCGGCCACCUGAUCAAUAUCUAACUCGACCAAGAGACGAUCGUAUAGUGGAUCAGCUAUUCCUGGAACUGAUGAACAAACGAGGCUGGCAGAAUCUUCCUGAACAGGCUAAACGGCAAAUGCUGUCGUAUCCUGCCUCGAAGAAAUGGACCCUAGUCCACCAGGAUCGAUUGACGGAGCUGCAAGGAGAACAAAAGAGGCGACAAAACGCCCGUCAAACCCACGGUCAUGAUGGAUUAUCCGGUCUUUUAGAGCGUGCCGACGAAGAAGGAAGCCCUGAAUGGUACGUGAAGAAAGUGAUGGACGACUCAAUUACUUCCAAGCAGCUAGCCAGUUUGAGUGUCAGUCUGCGGACCCAACCCAUCAGCUGGGUUAAAACGUUCGUGGAAGCCCAGGGUCAAGUGGCUUUGACAAAUGUUCUACAAAAAAUCAAUCGACGAAAGACUUCCGGUCCAGUCCCCGCUCCCCCAACUGGGGACAAGGAUCUUGACCGAGAAUAUGAUAUCGCCAAAUGUUUGAAAGGUCUCAUGAACAACAAAUAUGGUGCAGAUGAUGCGCUUGUGCACCAGGGUGUUCUUACUGCCCUUGUUAGCUCUUUGUCAUCUCCCCGUCUCAACACUCGGAAGCUUGUCAGCGAAGUCCUCACGUUCCUGUCCCACUGGGCCGAUGGAGAGGGUCACCAGAAGGUUAUUCAGGCCAUGGAUAAGGUCAAACACGACCACAACGAAACUGGUCGCUUCGAUGCCUGGAUGCGAAUCGUGGAGGUCACCAUCGAUGGUCGUGGUAAAAUGGGAAGUUUGGUCGGCGCUAGCGAGGAGUACCGCAGUGGAGGCAUUGGCAUGGAAAACCUCCUGAUGGAGUAUGCUGUCUCGACAAUGAUGCUCAUCAACAUGCUAGUUGAUGGCGCUGAGAAUGACCUGCAAUUGCGAUGCCACAUUCGUGCCCAAUUUACCUCAUGUGGAAUCGUUCGUCUUUUGACAAAGAUGGAAGGUUUCCAAUAUGAGGCAAUUGACAAGCAGAUCGAACGCUUCCGUGACAAUGAGGCUAUCGAUUAUGAAGAUUUGCUCCAACGGGAGGGCAGCAGCAUGAAGGACAGUGUUGAGGGCGAGGUCAAGGACAUGAGUGACCCUCUUCAGAUUGCGGAUGCCAUCGCCACAAAGAUCAAUGGUACUCGAUCUCAUGACUACUUCUUGUCGGCUAUGCAGCAUAUGCUUCUGAUCCGGGAAAACUCCGGGGAAGAGGGCUUACGCAUGUUCCAGCUCGUAGAUGCCAUGAUGAGCUACGUUGCUAUGGACCGCAGGCUUCCCGACCUCGACUUGCGUCAAGGUUUAAAUUUCACUGUGCAAAGCCUUUUGGAUCGACUCCAUACAGAUGCCGAGGCAAGGCGAGUAUAUGAUGAAUCCCUAGAGGCUCGUCAAAUCGCGGAGGCAGCCAUCGCCGAGCGUGAUGAGAUGAAAGCCCAGGUAGAGCUCGGUGCGGACGGUCUCGUCAAGAAACUUCAGAAGCAGAUUGAGGAGCAGGCCGGCAUUAUUGAGCUCCAAACUCGACAAAACGAGACAAUGAAGGCCGAAGUGGGUGAGGUGCAGCGGCUGCGUGCCCAAGAACUGCAACGUAACGAAUUGGAGACCCGAGAGCUUUAUCUGAUGCUCCGGGAUGCCCAAGACAUCGCUGCGUCAAAUGCUCGGAAGCUUAACCAGACCGGGGAAGGUGAUCCAUCGCAAAUGCCCGGAAUCAUGGAUCGAGAGCGUCUCAUGGAGCGUCUAGAGCGCCAGCUGGAGAGAACCAAGACCCAGUUCAAACUGGAGGGCAAGGUUUGGGGUCAAUUUGAAAAUGGUCCAUCAGACCGAUUGCGUGAGCUACGUGAGCAGAUGGACGACCAUAGAGAUAAUAGUGAGGAGUUCGCUGAGCAAACCCGUCGCACUAUGGACUCCAGUUCCUUUGGAUCUGUCUACCGCAAACGAAGCCAUGUGCCCGAGAUGGACCAGUUCCCAGAUGGUGCAGUGCCGACUAUUGCAGAGGGUGACGAAGCAGCGCCAGGCCAGUCUUAUGGUAUGAUGGGCUUCCAGCGACGUUUGAAUCCUGUACAGGCAAAUGGGCUAUUAGGCGAGCUAGCUCUCAAGGUGCCCAAGUAUGAUGAAGGUCCAAAGGCAACAGGUACUGCAGAUAUCACUGCAGAGGAUGCCGCUGCCGGAGAUAUCACCCCAACAGAAGCACCCAGGUCCGAGGUCAAGGCAGAGUCAGACAAACUGGCAAUGCCUCCGCCCCCGCCUCCCCCCGGUGGUGCAAAGCUGGCAAUUCCUCCUCCUCCGCCACCUCCGCCACCAGGAGGCAUUGUUGUGCCGCCGCCACCGCCGCCGCCAGGUGGUUCAACGGGAAUUCCCGUUCCUCCGCCGCCGCCGCCUCCUCCCCCCGGCGGUGCCAAUAUCGGAGUCCCUCCUCCUCCCCCUCCAGGGGGCAUCUCUGUCGCUCCCCCUCCGCCUCCUCCGGGAGGGAUUAUUCGUGGACCGCCUCCUCCCCCUCCUCCAGGGGGCGCUGGUGUUGGUCCUCCACCGCCUCCUCCGGCCCCCGGGGCAAAUGGCUUCGCUCCUCCCCCUCCUCCAGGUGGCGCUGGUUUUGGUCCACCACCGCCUCCCCCGGUUCCUGGGGCAAAAGGCUUCGCUCCUCCCCUCCUCCCCCCCCCCAGUGCUCCCCUGGGUGCUGGCUGGAGACCCAACUACAUGGCUGGAGACUCUGUUCCUGGUACCACUCAUUUGCCGUUUAUUCGUCCUAAGAAGAAGCUCAAGGCCUUGCAUUGGGACAAGGUUGACACUCCCCAAGUGACAGUCUGGGCCGGUCAUGCCCCAACAGCCGAGGAUAAAGAAUCGAAAUACACCGAUCUUGCCAAGAAAGGUGUAUUGGACGAAGUUGAACGACUGUUCAUGGCGAAGGAAACCAAGAUUUUCGGAGCCAGCACUGCAGCCAAAAAACGCAAUGAGAAGAAGCAGAUCAUUUCCAAUGACCUGUCUAAGAAUUUCCAGAUCGCUCUUUCGAAGUUUUCGCAAUUUCCUCCCGAGGAGGUGGUUCGCAUGAUCAUUCACUGUGACCGAGAAAUGCUGGAUAACAUGGUCGUCAUGGAUUUCCUGCAACGAGAAGAGAUGUGCAAUAUCCCAGAGAACGUUUCAAAGUUGAUGGCACCGUAUAGUAGGGACUGGACGGUCCCGGGUGCUACCAGUUCUGAGCGUGAGCAAGACCCCGCCGAGCUCACCCGCGAGGAUCAAAUUUAUCUGGCCACCUCCUUUGAGUUGAACCACUACUGGAAGGCGAGAAUGCGGGCCCUUGCGAUGACUCGGUCCUUUGAGCACGAGUAUGAAGACAUCUCGACUAAGCUGCAGGAUGUUGUCACUGCCAGCGAGUCUUUGCGUGAUUCUGUCGCUCUGAUGAACGUUCUUGGUCUCAUUUUGGACAUCGGAAAUUUCAUGAACGACGCCAACAAACAGGCCCAGGGUUUCAAGCUCAGUUCACUUGCCCGCUUAGGUAUGGUCAAGGAUGACAAGAAUGAGACUACUUUCGCCGACCUGGUCGAGCGCAUCGUGCGCAACCAAUACCCAGAGUGGGAGAGUUUCUAUGAGGAAAUUAAUGGUGUGGUCAGCCUUCAGAAAGUCAGCGUCGAUCAACUAUGCACCGAUGCCAAGAAGUACAUCAGCAACAUCAAAAACGUUCAAUCCAGCUUGGACGCGGGCAAUCUGAGUGACCCGAAGAAGUUCCAUCCCCAGGACCGCGUCAGCCAGGUCGUUCAGCGAAGCAUGAAGGACGCUCGUCGCAAGGCCGAGCAAAUGCAGCUUUAUUUAGACGAAAUGGUCAAGUCCUAUGAUGAUAUCAUGGUGUUCUACGGUGAAGACAACACUGACGAAAAUGCCCGACGAGACUUUUUCGCUAAAUUGGCUUCAUUCUUGCUUGAAUGGAAGAAAUCGCGAGAAAAGAACAUAGGUCUUGAAGAAUCUCGGAAGCGUACUGAAGCUUCUCUUGCUCGCAAGCGAAUCAAUGUCAAUCUUGCCAAUGGUGCUGCUUCUGCCGAAAUACCGAAUUCGCCUGCCACAAGUGGUGCAAUGGACUCGUUGCUAGAGAAGUUACGUGCCGCUGCACCUCAGGCCAAAGAUCAGCGCGAUCGCCGUCGCCGUGCUCGUCUCAAGGAACGCCACCAGGUCCGUGUGGCUUCUGGCCAACAUCCGCCCGAGGCAUCUGGUGCCGCCGAAGGAGACGCGGCUGUGGAUCAGCCCGCCGAUGGUGAAUCCAAGAAUGAUGAUAACGGUCUGUUGAGUCCUUCGGUCCCCGAGGGAGAAGAGGGCGCCAAGGAGGCCCAAAUUUCCGAAGGCGAAGAUGUUGCAGACCGUGCAGCUAGCCUGCUCAUGGGCCUCAGAAGUAACUCUGAUGCCAGUGGCGAACGCCAACGGCGACGAAGAGAAAGUGCCGACGAGGAGCGGCGCAAUCGUCGUAUGCGACGACGCAACGGAGCUACAACUGGAAGCAAAGACAGUGCAGAUGGCGGUCUAUCAACAGUACAAGAACCUUCAUCACCCUCGCAAGCCGAUUCCGUCGGCACCGAGGAUCUCUUACCAAGCCCACCCGCUGAGCCCCCUUCUAUUGUGAUCUCUGAACAGCAUGAACCCUCAUCACCCGAACCCCCCAGUUCUUUUGACCACCCGAUUGAAUUAUCGGAUUAA
Messenger RNA from Penicillium odoratum, 5499 nucleotides. RefSeq names its product formin sepA. Bases 1 to 5499 code for a protein of 1832 amino acids. Gene Ontology annotation, molecular function: small GTPase binding; actin binding. Gene Ontology annotation, biological process: mitotic actomyosin contractile ring assembly; actin filament bundle assembly; barbed-end actin filament capping. Gene Ontology annotation, cellular component: cell division site; mating projection tip. The transcript has a single exon. Lineage: Eukaryota; Fungi; Ascomycota; Eurotiomycetes; Eurotiales; Aspergillaceae. The record is from RefSeq and is a predicted model, not a curated record.